UUCGCCAUUGCAGCAUCAUUUGUGCCUCCGUGAUGAAAGAAACAGCCAGGAGGCGGUGUUUUAUCAGAGCCCAACAUUAAACAUAUCUGACGUCUAUAUCUCCAUCAUCAUCAUCGCCUCUUAAUGUCCAAAUAACUCUUUGCGUUCCCGCGUCUCUAUCGUUUUCCUUCAAAUUCGUGCCUUUCGUCUUUUCCCCCAUUAACGUCUUUAGGGACCUGAAGUUUGGCUCAGCUCGCGCAACCGGUGUGUGAACUCGUCGCGGCGCGCUGACCGAUCAAACAGCCUCAUUCGACCGCUGUCCAGACGUGAUCGUUGUGACACCAGGGGAUUCAUAUGAGCGUGCCUCCGGUAAUCCGACCGCCGAGCCCCCUCCCGGGGUCGCAAGGCAUUUCCUUCCAGAUCCAGAUCGGGUUGAGCCGGGAACCCGUCCUGCUGGACUCCGGCGAGUUCAGCCUGGCGCAGGUCCGAGAGAUGGCAUGCUCCAUCGUGGACCAGAAGUUCCCAGAAUGUGGCUUCUAUGGAAUGUAUGACAAGAUUCUUCUUUUCCGUCACGAUCCGAACUCCGACAACAUCCUGCAGUUGGUGAGGUGCGCGGCGGAAAUCAUGGAGGGAGACCUGGUGGAAGUCAUCUUGUCUGCCUCAGCUACUGUCGAGGAUUUCCAGAUCAGACCUCAUGCUCUGUUUGUUCACUCAUAUCGAGCGCCGGCGUUCUGUGAUCACUGUGGAGAAAUGCUGUGGGGUUUAGUGAGACAGGGUCUGAAGUGUGAAGGCUGUGGGCUGAACUACCAUAAACGCUGUGCCUUUAAAAUUCCAAACAACUGCAGCGGGAUCCGUAAACGGAGACUGUCUAACGUGUCCCUCACUGGCCUGACCAACACUCGCUCUGUGUCUGCUGAUCCAUCUCCCAGCACCUCUGAUGAAGCUUUACUGUCUCCCGUCAGUCCUAGCAUGGAGCAAAAAACACCAUGUGACAUCUUUCCUGGAAGAGGCCGUUCCAACUCUCAAUCCUAUAUAGGUCGACCGAUAGAGUUAGACAAAAUCCUGCUCUCUAAAGUGAAGGUGCCACAUACUUUUGUCAUCCAUUCCUACACACGCCCCACAGUUUGCCAACACUGCAAGAAGCUUCUCAAGGGCUUGUUCCGUCAGGGACUGCAGUGCAAAGACUGCAAAUUCAACUGCCAUAAACGAUGUGCACCCAAAGUGCCAAACAACUGCCUCGGAGAGGUGUCAAGAAAUGGAGAUUUGUUGAGUCCUGGCGCUGAAUCAGAUGUGGUCAUGGAGGAAGGCUGUGAUGAUCAUGAUGGUGAAAGACACGGUUCACUUAUCGAUGAUAUGGAAGAAUCCCUUGUGGUAGACUCUGCGGCACUUUUGGAGGCUGGACUUGGAGAUUUUCAGGAUCAUGACCUAGAUGAAUCCAACAGAAUCAUCAGUCCUUCAACUAGCAACAACAUCCCACUUAUGCGGGUGGUUCAGUCUAUCAAACACACCAAAAGGAAAAGCAGCAAUGUUAUGAAAGAAGGAUGGCUUGUGCAUUUCACCAGCAAAGACACAUUGCGUAAGAGACAUUACUGGAGACUGGACAGCAAGUGUAUCACACUUUUUCAAAAUGAUACUGGGAGCAAAUACUAUAAGGAAAUCCCUCUGUCUGAGAUAUUGUCUCUUGAACCAGCUAAAACCUUCAACCUUCUCCCUGAGGGUGCCAACUCGCAUUGCUUUGAGAUUGCCACGACGUCUCUGGUGUAUUAUGUAGGAGAGAACCUGGCUCGAGUUGAGGGGGGAACACCUGGCUACGGAAGCAACUUGCUGGUCAGCGGGGUGGGACCGGACGUGGCCCGCAUGUGGGAGAUGGCCAUCCAGCAUGCGCUUAUGCCAGUUAUCGCCAAGGGCAUGUCUCAUGGAGGCCAUCACAGCUUUCACAAGGAGGUCUCCAUUAGCAUCUCUGUAUCCAACUGCCAGAUCCAAGAGAACGUGGAUAUUAGCACAGUGUAUCAGAUAUUCCCUGAUGAAGUACUUGGAUCGGGGCAAUUUGGCAUUGUCUACGGAGGGAAACACAGAAAAACAGGCAGAGACGUUGCCAUCAAGAUCAUAGAUAAACUGCGUUUCCCUACCAAGCAGGAGAGUCAACUGCGCAACGAGGUUGCCAUUCUUCAGAACCUCCACCAUCCUGGAAUUGUCAACCUCGAGUGCAUGUUUGAGACACCGGAGCGUGUCUUUGUUGUCAUGGAAAAGCUCCAUGGCGACAUGUUAGAGAUGAUACUGUCAAGUGAGAAGGGGAGGCUGCCAGAACGCAUCACCAAAUUUCUUGUUACGCAGAUUCUCGUGGCACUCCGCCACCUUCACUUCAAAAACAUCGUUCACUGUGACCUGAAGCCCGAGAAUGUUUUGUUAGCCUCAGCUGACUCUUUUCCACAAGUGAAGCUGUGCGAUUUCGGUUUUGCACGCAUUAUUGGCGAGAAGUCUUUCAGGCGUUCAGUAGUUGGCACGCCUGCGUAUCUCGCCCCGGAGGUGCUUCGCAACAAGGGCUAUAACCGCUCGCUGGACAUGUGGUCUGUGGGUGUCAUCAUCUAUGUUAGUCUCAGUGGAACUUUCCCCUUUAAUGAGGAUGAAGACAUCCACGACCAAAUUCAGAAUGCUGCUUUCAUGUACCCACCCAACCCGUGGAAAACAGUGACCCCAGAAGCAAUUGACCUCAUUAAUAACCUGCUGCAAGUCAAAAUGAGGAAGCGUUACAGCGUGGACAAGUCUCUCAGCCAUCCCUGGUUACAGGACUACCAGAUGUGGCUGGACCUGCGAACUUUGGAGGGCAAAAUGAAAGAGCGAUAUAUCACCCACGAAAGUGAUGAUUUACGCUGGGAGAAUUUCGCCGAACAAAAUGGCCUUCAGUACCCAGUCCACUUAAUCAACCCUCAUGCUAAUGUACGCGAAGAGGCGGAGUCUGAAGAGGAUGUGAUGGGCAUGCUCAGUGACAGAGUCAGUGUGCUGUAAAUUGCUGCCUGUCCCUUUAAGGGCACGAUGGAGCUCAAGCCAAACUGUUUACAGAUAAAUCAACACUUCAACUAACUGCCUUGACAAUUCCAAACGAAAGUACUUGUUAACACAAUUUUAACACUACACUAUAGAUUAAGCACAAAUUUCACUAAACUCGCAGUGCCUGAACCACACAAGCCAAAAUAGCCAUAUUUUGUGGAACAAACAAUCACAAUCAAGCUUAUAAAAAGACAUAACCAAACACAACUACACUCAGACUUUAUAUUUAACUUUUGCAGGCUUGUUAUUUUGUUCAUUACUAUUGUCUGGUUUCGGAGCUUUAGAAUAAAAUUCUGAGUAUGUUAUUUGACAUUACUCAGCAGUUCACAGUGACAAAACACUGUAGCAGCAGUAUUGUUUGUACAUGAUAACUCACUAAAAAGAAAAACACUAACUUAUAUGGUUAAUUUAUUCUGCUUUGAAAGUUGGUUAAUGCCACUGUAAUUUUGUGAUGACCAUUGCAUCAGUGGAAAUAACUUGAGAAUUGAUCAACAGAGAGCGUUUUUAGCUUUCGUGGUAUUGUGUUUGUGUGCUUUUGAAUGUAUGUGUGUAUGGGUGAGUGCGUGUAUGUGCACUUUGAGGGCUGCUUUUGUUAGGUUCUGUGCAAUUCAAGACUGCUGAGCAACAUUGUCUGUGCACUAGACGACUUUCCAUUUGCUUCUUCAGAGAUGGAACAAUACAGGUGGUAAGCAAGCCGUAUUAUGACAGAGUUUCAGUGUUUCCCUUCAAGCGAAGAUGUCAAAGGUAAAACUCCUCUCUGUAAAAUU
Messenger RNA from Triplophysa dalaica, 3794 nucleotides. RefSeq names its product protein kinase D1 (gene prkd1). The record is from RefSeq and is a predicted model, not a curated record. The transcript is spliced from 19 exons. Bases 334 to 2985 code for a protein of 883 amino acids. Gene Ontology annotation, biological process: protein phosphorylation. Gene Ontology annotation, molecular function: protein serine/threonine kinase activity; ATP binding. Lineage: Eukaryota; Metazoa; Chordata; Actinopteri; Cypriniformes; Nemacheilidae.